Molecule: messenger RNA, 725 nt
Organism: Morus notabilis
Lineage: Eukaryota; Viridiplantae; Streptophyta; Magnoliopsida; Rosales; Moraceae
Product: proteasome assembly chaperone 3
Exons: 8
Coding region: 217-591 (124 amino acids)
Biological process (GO): proteasome assembly
Source: RefSeq, a predicted model, not a curated record
GUUCACUGUUUUUGUUCUUUAAAAUAUCUAUUUCUUCCCAUUCAAGAAGUCUCCUUUCUCACUCACUCGCAGCUCCAACGACCAACUACAAGCUACCCCCACCUUCCGUAUUUCAGAAUCGAAAACAAAUUAAGCAAAAAGGAGGGUCAUACUCGUAUCUGCAAAAGAGGCCAAAAAAAAAAAGUUUCAGCUUCUGCGAAACAAAAAGGAGAUAUUAUGAGCAGCUCGUUGCCACGCUUUCCUGUGCCUCAUAAGACGCUCUCUUUGGAAAUUAAGGGGAAAAAGACAGAUAUUGUCAUCUGCAGUUAUGAUGAUCAUUUCUUUAUUAUAGCAACUCAAAUAGGAACUAUGGGCACAAUACUGCACGCCAGGAAGGAUGAAGGAGUCUUGACCCAACCAACAUUCGACGUGUCUGUUAUUUUUGGCAAAAGGGACGAACCAAUGCUAGUGGCAUGCGCUCGUCAGCUGAUAGAGCACAUUAGUGUGUCCGGUGCUGCCAGGCCGUUAGUCCUCUCUCUUGGCCUGAAAGACCAUUCUGCGGAGACACUGAAGGGUAUUGUUACUGCCGUGGUCGAGAAUCGUCUUUGGUGACAUGAUGUUGCUUCAAUAGUUAUUAGAGGUAAACGUUGAUGGAUUAGCUAUUGCUUGUACAAGGACUGCAGAAGAACGCAAAAGGCCUUGUUGGCACUUUCUAGAACCCAUUUUGGUUUACGAAGAAUUUUAAA